AUGAAAAAGCUGGAUUUACUCCAAAAUAUUGCCACAGAGACUAGCGCAAAAGAGAUAAUAGACGAAAUAAGUGGAUAUAUUAUAGGAGACGACGUAGGGGUUACGGCAAAAUCAAUACAGACGGUGGCAAAGAUUGCUAUGCGGAUCAAAAAUACGUUGACCUAUUCGCUUGACAUUUUCAUGAAAUUAAUGGAAACAGGGAUUGAUGACAUCGUGUCCGGUAUUGUGACCGUCAUUGAAGGUCCCAAUGAAUUUGGUGAAUUGAUCUCGUCGGCGCUUCCUUCGGUAUGGUCCUCAAUCAACCUGAAAUCAUCGGCAGGACCUGCGUUCUUAAAUUUGCUGACAACUGUUGGAAGUUCAUUGCCAGAAUCUCCUUACAUUCUAGAAUCACUGAUUGAUGACAUUAAAAACUAUCCCAAUACACCGUUCCGCGUGCAACUUUUAAACUCGACGGUAUCAUUGUUUUUGAAGAGGCCGGCGGAAUGUCAAGGAAUGCUGGCCAAACUAUUCAAGAGUACCAUGGGGUCCACGGAGCGUCUCGAAGUUCGCGAAAGGGCCGAAUUCCUCUUUCGAAUGUUGAAAUAUGAUAUUGGUGCUGUAAGUAUCUUUUGUUUUAUAAGGGAACCGUCGGAUAUCCAUGCUGAAAAUUUUUGGUUAAUUGUUGGAUUAAAAAAGGUCAAGAAAAUCUUUUCAUAUGAACCUCCCGAAACGUUGAAAACUUUGGACAAAAAUAAUUCAUAUCAACAGAUUCGACCUUUGCAUGAAUUCAACACGCUUUCAAUAAUACAUGGAAAACCACAAGAACAAGUUAUCGCCGAAAGUGCCGAGUUUUCUAUUCAAAGGGAAAAAAUGACAUCGUAUCAUGAUACCCUAGAUUUUGAUGAGGUGUUAAUGGAUUUUUCUGGUGAAAGCCUUAUUAAGGUCGCAAAAGUCGACAACUAUGAAUUGUCCAUGAAGGUUAUUGAUGCGAAACUUUCGACUAGAGUUGAAAAGGAGGUAUCGAUCGCAGAAUUAUCAACCUUGCUCAUGGCGUCAGAUAUAAUGCUGAAGAAUGUCGAGUGUACUCUUGAGGAGAACAGCAUAAUGGUCAUGGCAUCAGGAGAUACGAAUGGUGCAUUGAAACUUUUCCUGUAUGCGCAAGAGGCGAAUUCUCAGGAAUUAUCAUUAUGCGGAUUAAAAAUUAACGUCCAAUCUGCGCAAGUUAAUAUAUGUAUUAAAUCGGGAUAUUUGUCGCAAAACACGUCAACGGUUGACGUUGGAGAUAGUCACGAAGUUGCCAAAAUGGACGGGGUCUCACCGUUUUCGAACUUUUUAUCAGAGCGUUUGAUCUACUGUCUAAAGAACUUGGGAAAUUUUGAUCUAAUUUAG
Molecule: messenger RNA, 1368 nt
Organism: Acaulospora colombiana
Lineage: Eukaryota; Fungi; Glomeromycota; Glomeromycetes; Diversisporales; Acaulosporaceae
Source: the annotation of a GenBank genome assembly